Messenger RNA from Lates calcarifer (barramundi perch), 3507 nucleotides. RefSeq names its product solute carrier family 43 member 2b (gene slc43a2b). Bases 238 to 2019 code for a protein of 593 amino acids. Gene Ontology annotation, biological process: transmembrane transport; neutral amino acid transport. The transcript is spliced from 14 exons. Lineage: Eukaryota; Metazoa; Chordata; Actinopteri; Centropomidae. The record is from RefSeq and is a predicted model, not a curated record. Gene Ontology annotation, molecular function: L-amino acid transmembrane transporter activity; neutral L-amino acid transmembrane transporter activity.
AAGCUGACUACUUAAGUCCAUCUGGGAGUUUGAAGUUGGAUGGUACUGCUUACAGCCUUAAGAGAUAAGUGGUCAGCGAUCCUUCAUCCCGUGUUUCAGUCAGGGAGGAUCUCUCUGCGCUUCCAGCUUGCUCUUUUACUUCCCUCUCUGGUAGUCUCUCUCUCUCUCUCUCUGUCUUUUUCUUGCCCUGCCUUUCAUUUCUUUCCUCUCUGCCCUUAAUUUCUCUCCCCUCCAACCAUGGCUCCGACCCUGGCCACAGCAUUCGCCAGGCGCUGGUGGAUGGCAGUGACCGCUAUCAUUGAGAAUCUGCUCUUCUCUGCCGUGCUCCUGGGAUGGGGGUCGCUCCUCAUCAUGCUCAAGUCAGAGGGCUUCUACUCUUACCUCUGCAAUGAGGAGGGUAACAGCUCCAGCUACAACCUUUCCCAACCCGUGGCAACGCCGACACCUGAUGAGUAUGCUGACUACUACGAUAGUGAGGGUGCCGUGGUCGGCCUGGGAGACGGAGUGGAGAUGAGGCCCCUCGUCCCCGUUGAUGGGCCCCUGAGGAUGAACGGCUGGCUGAUCUGUAAAGAACAGGAUGAGAUGCUGAACCUGGCGUUCACCGUGGGCUCCUUCUUGCUCUCAGCCAUCACGCUACCACUGGGGAUCGUCAUGGAUAAGUACGGGCCUCGCAAGCUACGACUACUGGGCAGCACAUGCUUCGGAUUAUCCUGUCUGCUCAUUGCUUAUGGAGCCUAUCGACCAAAUGAACUCUCUGUCCUUAUCUUCAUUGCCCUGACUUUCAAUGGCUUCGGGGGCAUGUGCAUGACCUUCACCUCUCUCACACUGCCUAACAUGUUUGGGGACCUUCGCUCCACCUUCAUUGCCCUGAUGAUUGGCUCCUAUGCCUCCUCCGCAGUCACCUUCCCUGGCGUCAAGGUGAUCUAUGACCUUGGCAUACCUUUCAUCACUAUUCUGGUGGUGUGGGCAGCCUGUGCUGGACUGGUCUUCCUGAACUGCUUCUUCAACUGGCCACUGGAACCAUUCCCAGGACCAGAGGACAUGGACUACACUGUGAAGAUCAAGUUCAGCUGGUUGGGCUUCGACCACAAAAUCACAGGGAAGCAGUUCUACCGCCAAGUCACCACCGUGGGCCGUCGUCUGAGCGUGGGCAACAGCCUGAAGCAGAAGGAGCUGGCCACCAAGGACGGCCACAAGCUCUGCCUCUCCACCAUGGACCUGGAAAUGGAGUGCAAACCACAAGAAGAGUCCCAGUCAUUCUUGAAAAGUAUCAUCAGCCCUAUCUUUCUGCUCAGUCUGGUUACCAUGUCUGUCACUCAGCUUCGUCUCCUGUUCUACAUGGGGGCCAUGAACAGCGUCCUGGAGUCUCUCAGUGAUGGAGACCUCAACACAGUGAGUCUAUACUCCUCUAUCUUUGGCGUGCUGCAGCUGCUUUGCCUGAUGACCACUCCUGUGAUUGGUCAGAUCAUGGACUGGAAGCUGAAGGACUGUGAUGAUGGAGAGGGGGAAAAGGAACCCUGCGGCACGGGGGAGACCAAGAAAAAGCGCAGAGACAAAAAGACCCAGAAGGUGACCAAUGCCCUGCGAGCUUUCGUCCUCACAAAUGUCCUUUUGGUAGGAUUUGGGAUCACGAGCCUAGUGCCCAAUCUCCCCCUGCAGAUCGUGUCAUUUGUCUUACACACUGUGGUGAGAGGAUUUAUUCAUUCUGCUGUUGGUGGCCUGUAUGCAGCUGUGUAUCCCUCCUCCCAGUUUGGCAGUCUAACAGGCAUGCAGUCUCUGGUCAGUGCUGUAUUUGCUCUGCUGCAGCAACCCCUGUUUCUGGCUAUGAUGGGACCCCUGAAGGGAGAUCCACUCUGGGUCAAUGUCGGACUCUUUGCUCUCAGCAUGCUGGGCUUCUUGCUGCCCCUCUACCUGAUCUGCUACAGACGGACGCUCCACAGAGAGCAGCAGCAGAAGGAGGACAAUGCUAAGAUCUACAUCAAAAUCAAUGGCAGCGACAUCCCUGAGGCCUUCGUCUAGAGAAGAGUAAAUGAAGAUUUCUCACUGAGAAACACUGGCAAUCCAGCGAUACAUGCACACAUACACAUCUAGGAGGACAACUGAAAUCUCAAAUACCACAUUUAUCCAUUGAUUACACACAUACACAAAAACAGACUGUCUCCUCCAUUUUUCCCACCAAAAUAAACUGAUGCUGCGGUUGUCACGGAAACGGGUCCAUCGGACAUUUGCCGAGGAGAAAAGUGAGACAUGGAGAGGAGAAGAAGAACAAGAGAGAGGAAAAGACUGUGAAAGGAAAGAGGCACUAGCCCUCUGCAUUCCCCCCAAAUCCUCUGACUUCUCUUCUUAUUCCCUCCUCUCUGAGCAGCACAUUAGUGCAGCUCCAUUCCACAUGAGACUGUUUUAAUAUUCCCUAUACCAGCAGAGAAAGGAAGAAGAAAGCUUGUUUAGCUAACAAAUUCACAGAACCAGCAGGACUGCAACCAUCACAAGUACCAACCUUAUUAGAGAGCGAUUCCAUUGUUAGGAGUUUUGUCUUUUUCUUUUUUUGACUUUAAAUCAUCCUGAUUGUGAACCCUAUAACACAGUGCUACCUAUCUAUUCAUCAGUUGGACUGUUUGACAGAUGGUGUGAGUAAAGUGUGGACUAAGUGGCAUUAACGAGUGACAGGGAGGAGAGACAAGCCUUAUUGCUGAUGAUGAGCAAGAAGAAAAAACAGUCAUAAUGAUUGAUUGUGAGGCUAUUUUCUUUUUCUUUUUUCUUUUUCUUUUACAAGGCUAACAUCUUAUCACUACUACUACUGUAGCUUAGAAUAUACUGUAGUAUUGGAUGAAUGUCAGUUUUUUUAUGACUGUAUUCUGUAAGAGGGACAUCAAACAGACAGUGACAUGUUUUGCUAAAAGCAAAAUGUUCAUGUAUGUUUAGAUUUUAUUUAUUUCCUGCUUUCUUUACUUUCCUUUUUAUACUCGAGGUUUACCAGAGGUUUUUCAUAUAAAAGAAAAUAUUUGUUAAUUGGGCAGUAUGUUCUAUUGAACCUUUUGCACAUACAGUACAUUUAACAUGUAGAUAUACUUAAAGGUGUCCAUUAAGUGUAUCCAUAAAACCAUCUUCACUCAGUUGCCUUAGCUUAAAGUCAGUAUUUCAUUCAAUCAGUCUGCCUAGUAUUAAGUGAAAUGCAGCACUUUAUUCCAAGUAAACCCCUUUAAACAUCACACACAUCUGCUCAUUUCAGCACUUUUCUCCCGAUGCCUCUCUUGAGAAAUAGUCCCACUUUGAUUUUGAGCUCCUCCUUUCAUCACAUGAGUAUUUAUUUUAUUUCAAACUCACUUUUCCAUCAUAAACCUUCAUGAUGUAUUUAAAUUUUGUUGUGCUGGCGACCACACAUGUCAUAUACUGUGUUGUUUGCAUAGAGCUCUUUCUUCUAAUGUAGCAAUGUUUUGUUAUACAGGUGCUCCUGUUUAAUAUGGGGGAAUUUGUGGGGGUUAAUAAAGAUGUACUGAUCUCUUUAAA